UUACAAUAUAAUAGUUGUAGAAAUAAAUAACAAUUGGUUCCAAUCGUUCCUAACUUAGCGUGGUAUGUGGUUUCAAACCACAAAAUUCUCUUCUUUAAGAGUCAUUGGGGCCUACCUACUUUAUUCCUGACUCAUUCGGGAUCAAAAACGAGAGAUUCUUGCGUAGUAGCUAGACUUUAUGUAAACUACAGUUAUUACAACUGUGUCAAUAGAAACAUCAUGAAGAAUAAUCGUCGACCACACGUUUUUCCGUGGCUAUUUCUCUUCGGUUUAUUCAGUUUUGCAACAGUUUUUGGAAAAGAAAGUCAAGAUCUUCCAAACCAAGCUCAAAGUCAUUUCAAUAUACGAAGAAAUGUUAUAAACUACAUCGAAGUUAGUGGAAGAAUCACUUUCAAAGGCAAAGCACCUGAGAYUAUCCCUCCUAAUUCACAACUGAACGUGAAACUUAUCGAUAUUAGAACAGCAGACGCUUCUCAUAUAGAGUUGGCGAGCAUUCUAGUCGAUCUUUCGAGUUACGAGAACGAUUCACCUGUGUUUUAUAAUCUUACAAGUAAAAAACCUUCAGAUCUACACGACAUGCAUAGCAUUACAGCAGUUCUCAACAUGGGAUGGACCCCCAAGGGUGGAGAAAAUGAUGAGUGGCUUCGACAUGGAGACUUCCAUACUACUUAUAGCUUCAUGGUUAAUGUGACGUCAGGAACGGAUAAAUUUGUUCGAGAUAUUGAGAUGGAGGUAUUCACACGUUUAACAUCAGCCUCAGUACUAUGGGGUAACAAUAUCACUUCAGUUGCAACACUGUUGCUGCUCGUGGCACUGUUUCUUCUUGGUUAACCCCACUCUACCAGCCAACCCUAAAGUUUUGACAAAAAUGCUGAGAAUUAUAAACAAUAUAAGAAACAACUACAUGCAUUUUUCUUUCUUACCCUGUCAUAAAAGUCCUACCCAAAGUGAAGUUACCACCAUUUGCAUUACUAUGCAGCCACCCCAGACACAAAUUGCGUUGUGCAGUUUGCAAUGGACUGCCGUCAAUCAAACACCUCAUUCUACUUGGAUGUACUCAAACUCUUUGCAAACGAUUUCGGAACUUUCCUUCGUGAUAUCUGACUGAGAAAGUUUGAUAGAAAAGCCAACUCACUGAUCCAAACGUGUAUAAAUGGCGUCAACAUGAAUGAUUGACUGUAGUCUAUCAAAACUACACGACUCAAUUUGUGUCUGGGGUGACUGCAUAGCAAUGAAAACGGYGGUAAGAUCUGAAGAUUGUAAGGAUUGGGAUAGCAAAAUAGUGCUAAAUAUUUUCCUAGCCUCAUAUCCAUACAUACUUUAUUGUAAUUUUUGUUAUUGUUGAAAGGUUUUGUUUAACAAUGAUGUAAGCAUGCAAAGAUCACUCUAUUUUGUUUCUCUUCAAAUUUUAUUGAUACUUUGAAACAACCUUUAGGCUGAUUUACGUCAGGGCAUGGCUAACUCACAGAUCAAACCCUGAAACAACCUCUGGGCUGAUCCUAGUCAGGGCAUGGCUAAC
Molecule: messenger RNA, 1519 nt
Organism: Actinia tenebrosa (Australian red waratah sea anemone)
Lineage: Eukaryota; Metazoa; Cnidaria; Anthozoa; Actiniaria; Actiniidae
Source: RefSeq, a predicted model, not a curated record